AUGUCUGAUAGUAAGAAAAAUGUUAAAGAUGAUUUAUAUACGUCAUUUUAUGAAAUGUCAAUUAAAACAUAUGGUGAAAUUUCUCAAAAAUCUACUCAAGAUAAAAAAAAAGAAGAAGAAAUUUUGAAGCAUAUUUUUAAUGAACGUCAAUUUAGGAGGAAAUCAAUUAAACCUGGACCACCAAUUUAUUUUAGUAUUAAUGAAAAAAAUUUAAUCAACAAAUUCUAUGAUGAUCUUCUUGAUUAUAUAAAACAACGAAAACGUCAACCAGUAUAUAUUUAUAAAACAUUUAUUACAUCUCUCAAAUUGUACUGUACUCAGGGAAAUAUUGAAAAUGAUGGUAAUUUUUAUAUUGAAUUUUCAAAAGAAUGGUUAAAAGAUAUAAAAAAGAUAAAAAAUUUUUUUGAUAAUUGUAUUUUAUCUUGUGAUGAAAAAAAUUUAGUAUAUGAAACAAUAGUCCUACUACAUCUCUACUUUACUUCACUAGAUUUAAGAAAUUUUGAUUUAGAUACUAUUAUUGGUCUACUACAAUGUGUCUAUUUUAAUAGUCAGGAUGAUCGUGUUUUUAAUUUUUUAAAUAAUACAAUAUGUGAUGAAUUUUUUUUAUUCAUUCCAGAUGUUAUUUAUACAAUAUAUAAAGGUAUGAAUUUUCAAUCAUAUCCCUUAGAUGUUGAACAUUACUCUAAAUCUAAUGCAAUGGCUUUUUGGAUAAAACAAAAAUAUGAAGAUGAUUGUAAAUUUUCAUUUUCAAAUGGAAUUAAUAAACCAAUUAUAUUUAAUAGAAAAAAUAUUUUUAUAAAACAAAAUGAAAAGGUAAAUAAAAUUAAUCAAAUCGAAAAAAAUAUUAAAAUAAAUGACAAUAAAAUUGAAGAAAGUAGAUAUCAAAUAGGAAAAAAAAAAUCUUUAUGUUUUGAAGAAAAAGUUCGUGCAAAAAAGUAUAGGAAAAAAAAAUUAGAAGAGUUACUUUUAUCUUGUGGUGAUGAAAGUUCUUCAAAUUAUAGUACCAGUUGUCUACUUAAAAUAUCAGAAAAAAAGAAAAAUGAAAAAAAAGAGAAACUAAAAAAACUUUCACCUAUAAAUCUUGAGGUAUUGGAAAAUGAAAUUAAAGAAAAAAAUUUUAAUAUAAUCAGUGAAAUAGAAGAAAAUGAUAUAUAUUUUGAUAAAAAUAAAGAAAAAGUAUUGGUACCAGGGACACCAGAAAAAAUAUUGAUGGAAAGAAAUUUAUACAACAAAAUAAAAUAUUAUUCUAGUGAUAAUUUAUCAUUAAAUAACAAUUAUGGAGAUUUUGAUGAGUUGGUACCGGAGACAGAUAACGAAUACAUUGAUCAGUUGUCUUCAAGUGGUGGGAGAAACAAUUAUUUUAACAUUGAUAGUGAUAGAGAAAUACAGGCAAGAAAAAGAGUAUCAUGCGAUAUUGUAUCUGAAACGCCACCUUACAAAAUAAAAUGUAGAAAAAUAUCAAAAGAAUCAAGUGGAAUUUUACGUUUAGUUAAAAAAAAUCUUUUCAAAAAAUUUGAAGAUGAACCUAUUUCAAAUUCUCUAUAA
This is a messenger RNA of Strongyloides ratti, 1545 nucleotides long. RefSeq lists its product as hypothetical. The record is from RefSeq and is a predicted model, not a curated record. The transcript has a single exon. The coding region runs from base 1 to 1545 and encodes 514 amino acids. Lineage: Eukaryota; Metazoa; Nematoda; Chromadorea; Rhabditida; Strongyloididae.